This is a messenger RNA of Pelmatolapia mariae (spotted tilapia), 3657 nucleotides long. It is a transcript of the gene adcy2a, whose product is annotated as adenylate cyclase 2a. Gene Ontology annotation, cellular component: plasma membrane. The record is from RefSeq and is a predicted model, not a curated record. The transcript is spliced from 25 exons. Lineage: Eukaryota; Metazoa; Chordata; Actinopteri; Cichliformes; Cichlidae. Gene Ontology annotation, molecular function: adenylate cyclase activity. Gene Ontology annotation, biological process: cAMP biosynthetic process; intracellular signal transduction; adenylate cyclase-inhibiting G protein-coupled receptor signaling pathway. Bases 46 to 3651 code for a protein of 1201 amino acids.
CUUCAUUUUCCACCCCAACAUGUUGGCAGGAGGAGAAAGAGGAGGAUGUUGCGCUCUACCCUUGGUGCGUUUUUGCCACCACUCCGGCCAGCGCACACUGCCUCUGACUCAGACUCAGCCUCAGCUUUCAGCCGUCCCCGCCUGAAAGACUUGAGAGGGGAGGUGGAGAAGGACUCGAAGACUAAGCUGGAGCUUAGGAGCUCUCACUUCAGGGUCCUCAACAGGAACAACAACAGCAGGAGAACAGAAAAGAGCAACUGCUCCUCAUCUGUGGUGGAAACUACUCAUACCUCAGCAGUGACCACCUCCUCUUUUUCCUCCCUCUCAGCUCCAAGAUCCAUGUGGCAGGAGGCUAUAAGGAGAAAGCGGUAUCUCCUUGACCGGACAGGGGAGUCUGAAGUAAACAGAAGAGGAGGUGGUGGUGAAGUGAAGAGAAACAAGUCCCCAGACUGGCUGUAUGAAUCAUACUACUGUAUGAGCCAGCAGCAUCCUCUGAUUGUGUUUUUGCUCCUCAUAGUGAUGGGUGCCUGCCUGGCUCUGCUGACUGUGUUCUUUGCUUCAGGACUGAACAUUGCGGACCAUGUGGCCUUUGUAAUCACUGUACCCACGGCACUGGCCAUAUUCCUGGCUGUAUUUGUGCUUGUCUGCAUUGAGUCUGUCUUCAAGAAGCUUUUACGUGUUUUCUCCCUGGUCAUCUGGGCUUGUUUGGUUGCCAUGGGUUACCUUUUUAUGUUUUCUGGAGGGAUCAUCUGUCCGUGGGAUCAGGUAUCAUUCUUCCUGUUCAUUGUGUUUGUGGUUUACACCAUGUUGCCGUUCUCCAUGCGGGACGCCGUCAUCGCCAGUGUUCUAACCUCUGCCUCUCACACCAUCGUGCUGAGUGUCUGCCUGUCCAUCACAGCUGAUCACGUCGAGCCAAUAGUGUGGCAGAUUCUGGCCAAUGUUAUCAUUUUCAUGUGUGGCAACAUGGCUGGAGCGUACCAUAAGCACCUGAUGGAGCUGGCACUCAAACAGACCUACCAGGACACCUGCAACUGCAUCAAGUCCCCAAUUAAACUGGAGUUUGAGAAGAGACAGCAGGAGCGUCUCCUACUGUCUCUGCUGCCAGCUCACAUUGCCCGUGUAAUGAAAGCGGAGAUCAUCCAGAGAUUAAAGGGUCCAAAUUUUGGCCAGAUUGAAAACACAAACAAUUUUCACAACCUCUAUGUCCAGAGGCACACUAAUGUCAGCAUACUUUAUGCUGAUAUAGUAGGAUUCACACGACUGGCCAGUGAUUGCUCACCUGGAGAACUUGUGCACAUGCUGAAUGAACUGUUUGGCAAAUUUGACCAAAUAGCUAAGGAAAAUGAAUGUAUGCGGAUCAAAAUCCUUGGUGACUGUUACUACUGUGUGUCCGGCCUGCCAGAGUCACUGCCGAACCACGCCAAAAACUGUGUAAAAAUGGGUCUAGACAUGUGUGAGGCCAUUAAGAAAGUACGGGACGCCACAGGGGUUGACAUCAACAUGCGUGUUGGAGUGCAUUCUGGGAAUGUCUUGUGUGGUGUCAUUGGACUUCAAAAAUGGCAGUAUGAUGUCUGGUCACAUGAUGUCACACUGGCCAAUCACAUGGAGGCAGGCGGUGUACCAGGGCGAGUCCACAUCACUUCAGUGACACUGGAACACCUAAAUGGUGCCUAUAAGGUGGAAGAUGGGGAUGGACAAGAAAGAGAUCCUUACCUGAAGGAACAUGGAGUCAUCACAUAUCUGGUCAUUAACCCAAAGGUCGAGCGGCGGAGCCCACAGCAUCAUUACCGACCCAGAAACACUCUAGAUGGAGCCAAGAUGAGAGCCUCUGUCAGGAUGACCCGCUAUCUGGAGUCAUGGGGAGCAGCGAAGCCCUUUGCAAACCUGCACCACAGAGACAGCAUGACUAAUGAGAAUGGGAAGAUCAAUACUGCUGACGUGAAGAUGGGGCAGUAUCACUUCCAGAGGAGAUCAGAAAGGACCAAGUCUCAGAAAAAACGGUUUGAGGAGGAGCUCAACGAGAGGAUGAUCAGGACUUUUGAUGGAAUAACGUCACAAAAACAGUGGCUGAAGUCUGAGGACAUUCAAAGAAUAUCGCUGUUCUUUCACAACAAAUCCUUAGAGAAAGAGUACAGAGCAACAAACUUGCCGGCCUUUAAAUACUAUGUCACCUGCGCCUGUUUGAUCUUUUUCUGCAUUUUCAUUGUGCAGAUUCUGGUAUUGCCAAAGACAACAAUCUUGGGAAUAUCCUUUGGAAUGGCUUUUCUCAUCCUUUCCCUUAUCCUCUUUAUAUGUUUCAUUGGACACCUCCUGCACUGCAGUAAAAGCACCUCCACUUCUUGGAUGUGGAUGCUGAGGUCAUCAGUUAUUAUUGCCAACAAACCAUGGCCCCGCAUCACUCUCACCAUGACAACCACAGCUCUAAUACUUAUAAUGGCAGUCUUCAACAUGUUCUUUUUGGAAGACAGCGCGCUGCCUCCAGUUCCUAAUUACAAUUCAUCCAAUGAAACACUGUUUUACAAUAAAGAGGAACUAAUCACCCUCUCUGGGAAAAACAAUUUCUACCUUCCUUAUUUAAUUUACAGUUGCAUCCUGGGCCUGAUCUCCUGCUCAGUGUUCCUGAGGAUAAACUACGAGCUGAAGAUGAUUAUCAUGUUGACAGCAGUUGUGGUCUACAAUGUCAUUAUCCUACAAACACAUGCCUCUCUGCUGGACGAAUACAGCAGAUUUCUGUACGAGACCGAAAGCCUUGACAGACCAGGAGUUCUCAAAGACCUGAAGACUAUGGGCUCUAUAUCCCUCUUUAUCUUCUUCAUCACUCUGCUUGUGCUUGCCAGGCAGAAUGAAUAUUACUGUAGGUUAGACUUUCUCUGGAAGAACAAGUUCAAGAAGGAGUGUGAGGAGAUUGAAACCAUGGAGAACCUCAACCGCGUUUUGCUGGAGAAUGUCCUGCCCGCGCAUGUCGCGGAGCACUUCCUGGCCCGUAACUGGAAGAAUGAGGAUCUGUACCACCAGUCCUACGACCUGGUGUGUGUCAUGUUUGCCUCUAUCCCAGACUUUAAAGAGUUCUACACUGAGUCUGACGUCAACAAAGAAGGAUUAGAGUGCCUCAGGCUCCUCAACGAAAUCAUUGCUGACUUUGAUGAGUUGCUUUCCAAACCAAAGUUCAGCGGUGUGGAAAAGAUCAAGACCAUUGGCAGCACUUAUAUGGCUGCUACUGGGCUGAACACAUCGCCAGGGCCUGAAUACACAUCACAGGAACAUGACAGGCAGUAUAUGCACAUAGGGACCAUGGUAGAGUUUGCAUUUGCCUUGAUGGGAAAACUGGAUCUUAUCAACAAACACUCGUUCAAUGACUUCAAACUCAGAGUUGGUAUUAACCAUGGUCCAGUGAUAGCUGGAGUCAUUGGGGCCCAGAAACCCCAGUAUGAUAUCUGGGGAAACACUGUGAAUGUAGCCAGCAGAAUGGACAGCACCGGAGUCCUGGGGAAAAUACAGGUGACGGAGGAGACGAGUGACAUCCUUCUAACCUUGGGGUACAUGUGCUCUUGUAGAGGCAUCAUCAAUGUCAAGGGCAAAGGAGAGCUUAGGACCUUCUUUGUGCACACGGAGAUGACUCGGUCACUGUCACAGGGGAACGUAAUGCCCUGAGCCUGA